This is a messenger RNA of Aureobasidium musti, 2340 nucleotides long. NCBI's taxonomy places the organism in Eukaryota, Fungi, Ascomycota, Dothideomycetes, Dothideales, Saccotheciaceae. The record is from the annotation of a GenBank genome assembly.
AUGGACUUUNUCCAUGAUUCACUAGUUCUCCCUGGCUCGUCGGCGGUGCUUAAUCCCAAUGCGACAACCGACAAUGCGUCUUCAAGACCGACGAAACCCAAUGCCGGAACCUCGCGCGUGUCGCCAUCGCUAUUGAAGGCCCUCCGUGAUCCUUACCAAUUGAUUGGCACCAAACCCGUUGGAUCCGGCAGUCAGAGAUCAAGAGCCGACGGCCCACAAUUGGAUGACAGCGAAUGGCGGAGGCAGGUCUUGAAUCUCAAGAUCUCGCAGGCAAAAUGCUACACGGAUUGGCUCUCGGCAGCCUCGGAACUCGACACACUCGAAGGCAGAGACGUCUGGAAAGAGGAAGAGGAAUGCGAUGAAUAUGACACAGCCUUGCUCAAGGCUCGACUACAAGAGCUGGAAGACGCCCGCAUCAGCUGCGACGCAAAGCGCAUGCUGUUUCUGGCGCGAACAUCCUUGACAAGAGAUCUAGGAGGCAUGGGCGAUUUACGCUUGUACAAGCAUUGCAGGGUCGGCACCAAAAGUCUGAUCGAACGCUACAUUUCCGCCGCUCUGGACAUCCUCGAGACCAUUGUCGACAUGUGCUCGCCUGCAAACAAGAACAAUACCGAUCUGGACGUGAGGGAAGUUUAUGAACAGCUGCUCAGCGCUAGGCAAGCCUUUGGGAGAAGCGCGUUGCUGCUAUCAGGAGGAGGUACACUCGGCAUGAACCACAUCGGAGUGCUGAAGACGCUGUUCGAAGCCCGCCUGUUGCCUCGCAUCAUCUCGGGUGCCUCGGCUGGAUCCAUUGUCGCUGCCGUGCUCUGUACCAAGACCGACGACGAGAUACCACAAGUCCUGCGCGAGUUCUGUUAUGGUGAUUUGGAUGUGUUCGAAAGAGAAGGAGAACCUGAGAAUGUCUUGAAANAGGUCUUCCGCUUCUGUACGAAAGGCGCUCUUUUCGACAUCUCCAAUCUCAUACGCGUCAUGAAGGACCUGCUCGGAGACAUGACUUUUCAGGAAGCUUACAACAGAACGAGACGGAUUCUCAACAUUGGUGUGUCGACUGCCAGCUUAUACGAGCUGCCCAGGCUGCUCAAUUACAUUACUGCGCCGAAUGUCAUGAUCUGGUCUGCUGUUGCAACGAGUUGCUCUGUCCCUUUCGUCUUCUCGCCUGCUCAACUAUUAGCCAAAGAUCCGCGUACUGGACUGGAAGUACCAUGGGAUCAAUCACCUCAACGCUGGAUUGAUGGCUCGGUCGACAAUGAUCUGCCUAUGAGUCGCCUGGCGGAAAUGUUCAAUGUCAAUCACUUCAUCGUUUCUCAAGUCAACCCUCAUGUUGUCCCGUUCUUAGAGAGAGAUGACGAGAUUGCCGCGUUUGGCUCUCAGUCCUCUAAGUUUUCUUUAUCUGCUGGACCGAGCUGGCUCCGAAAUGUUGCCAAUCUUGCCAAAGGAGAGGCUCUUCAUCGAAUGCAUGUCCUUGCCGAACUCGGUGUCUUGCCGACUACCAUGUCCAAGCUCCGUUCAGUGUUAAGCCAGCGGUACUCGGGCGACAUCACAAUUCUGCCCGAAGUCUCAUACACACAAUUCCCGCGCGUUCUCAGAAAUCCGACGACUGACUUCAUGUCGCGCGCCAUGCUUAGUGGCGAAAAAGCCACUUGGCCAAAGUUGUCACAAGUUCGAAACCAUUGCGCCAUCGAGCUGGCUCUCGAUACUGCAGUGCAGAAAGUCCGUUAUGGACUCGUCUUCUCGCCUAGCCAAAUUGACCUCCGACUUAAUGCUUUCGCUUCCGGUAUUGCCUCGAAUGAGAGUCAGAUUCGGCACACACGACGGGCCAGUCAUGGCAGUCCUCCUGAGAGCGAACGACCACAUCUUCUUGCUGUUCCUCGUACAUUCUCUUUGCGCAAACCAAGCGUUGCACAACCCAUGCAUGCAUCUAACACUUUUUCGCCUCCANAGCAUUCGGGCGGUCAUGAUGAUUUUACUUCUGGUCAAGAGACAGCCGUCGACUCGGAAGACGCAGAUUGGUCCGACUCUUCCCUUGAGAACUCUCCCACACGCCGGACUCCCAAACUGUGGCCUCCUACGUUCAUCUCUCGGUCUCAACCUGUGACGCCCAAUGUCCAUGCAAAAUUGUACAUGUCGUCUUCGCCAGCAUUGGUCUUUACAAAAGCCGAAAAGGACGCAGAUUUUGGAAACCAGGGCUUGGUCGCCUCACCUAGCGAAUACAAGUCCGUGUUCCAGAAUGCACGGCCAUAUGUUGAGGAAGGUGUGGAUGUUUCUGGCACUAGGGGUAUGGUCAGACGCAAGAGGAGUCUGACUACGGGAUUCAGAGGUUUGUGGCCACCUGGUCGAUGA